AAUCCACCAACGACAAACAGAGAGAGUCUGUUUAAUCAUAUCCAGUCUUUGACACCACUGUCUACGUUUUCUUUCGCAUAUUCAUUUUGCUGUUUUCCAUGAACAACAACCAUUUUUCUCCUAUACAGUCGCCCUUUGACUUUGCUGGCUUGAACCAGAUUCCCCAUCAUCUUCAACGCAGCAACAGCACCAACAGGAACGCCAAUAUUCCCAACACCACCAACACCAACGCCAAAACCUCUCCCAGCAACAACAUGAAUCCCAACAAUCCAAAUAAUUACAACAACUUCAACAACCUCUUAUCUCCUCAGUUCAAUCCCAUUUCCAACAACUUGCUGGACUUGCCUAUAAACUACUCGUUAAAUUCUCCUCAAAUUAACCCUCAAUCUUUUAACCAAAACCACGUCAACAAUAAUUUUAACCAAAACAACAAUUUCCAUAAUAAUUUUCAAAAUUUGAACCAGUUGGAUGAUUUUGAUAAUUUUGGCUUAACUACAAUCAACUCAAAUGAUAAUAAUAACAGCGCCAAUAAUAACAAUAAUGGCAAUAACAUUAAUAGCCAUUUUAAUAACUUAAAUUCAAACAAUUCUCCCUCAAUUCCUAUUCAAUUUAAUUUUAACAAUCAAAACAAAAAUAACAACAACAAUAAUCAAAACUUCAAUAGCUAUCAAAGCCCUCAUCCUGUCAUCAACAACCCAAAUAACUUAUCUGACAUGUACUUUAAUUACUUAUCGCCUCCCCAUGACUCUAAAAACAUCAACAUCAACUUCAAUGCUAAUCCUCAAAACAAACUAUCUUAUUUUAAUAACAACAAUAACAACAACAACAACAACAACUCAAUCACAAACAACAUCCUAUCUCCCUCCUCUUACGGCGGCUCUUUAGAUGUUCAUUCUCCAUAUCCUGAUCCCUCCUCUUUUGACGCCUUAAAAUCUCCAACUUUAAGGUCCCCUGCUACUAACUCACUUUCAAUAAGAUCUUCCUCUUUACAACAAAAACAACCCCUAACUAAAGAGGAGAAAUUAAGAAGGAGAAGGGAAUUUCAUAAUGCCGUCGAAAGAAAAAGAAGAGAUAAUAUCAAAUUCAGAAUCAAAGAAUUGAGUACCUUAGUACCAAAGUCUCUAUUAGCCUACGAUGAUAAUGGCAAAGAAAUUAAACCAAAUAAAGCGAUAAUCCUAAAUAAAACCGUAGAUUACAUCAACCAUUUACAUCAUGUCAUGAAAAGUCAGAAAGAAAGAGAAUUGGAUAUUGUGGCUAAAAUUAAAGAACUAAAGGAUUUGCCAAUCCCAAAUUUAGAUUUAAAUAGCAGCAACAAUAACAAUAACAACCAUAAUAUCAAUAAUAACAGUAACAAUAGCAACGUUAAUAACAAUAACAUGCUCAACAAUAAUGGUCUUGAUUCUAUUAACAUCAAUCCUCAAAACGAAGAUUUACUAUCUGCUUUCGCAUUUGAUGCUUUUAAUGACUCGAACCAAUCUAAAUUUUCAAACAAUCAAAAUUUAAAUUUAAAUUUGAACCAACUUAACCAAAAUAACCAAAAUUCAGCCUCAAACUCAUAUUCAAAUUCAAAUUUAAUGCCAAAUCAAAAUAUAAACCCAAUUCAAAAUCAAAAUCAAAAUCAGAACCACAACCAAAACCAAAAUCAGAACCCAAAUGAAUAUUGGUAUAAUGAAAUAUCAAUGGAUAUGAAAAAUUUUUAUUAAUGAUGUUAUUUUUUUUUGUUAUAUCUUUAUAGUUUUCAAA
This is a messenger RNA of Ascoidea rubescens DSM 1968, 1743 nucleotides long. It is a transcript of the gene RTG3, whose product is annotated as Rtg3p. The record is from RefSeq and is a predicted model, not a curated record. Gene Ontology annotation, molecular function: RNA polymerase II cis-regulatory region sequence-specific DNA binding; DNA-binding transcription factor activity, RNA polymerase II-specific; protein dimerization activity. NCBI's taxonomy places the organism in Eukaryota, Fungi, Ascomycota, Saccharomycetes, Ascoideales, Ascoideaceae. The transcript has a single exon. Gene Ontology annotation, biological process: regulation of transcription by RNA polymerase II. Bases 99 to 1703 code for a protein of 534 amino acids. Gene Ontology annotation, cellular component: nucleus.